ACAAACUCUUAAGAAGAACCAGGUCGAUUAAACUACUACUAACUGACAAAAGAUAACAGUCGGUCACCCUCUUAAAGUUUUUUCCUAAUAAAUAUGGUUAAAGAGGACUGCAGUAAAAUGCAGCUAGUGUCUCGGUCUGGAAACACGGAGCUUCCCGGCUGAGGGAAUUACUCAACCGCUAAGCAUCAGUUUCCGCUCGCUCCUGAUGCCAGAGCUAGCUGUCGGAGCUAGCGGGGCCAGCUAGCCGCGCGGCUCGUGUCGCUGCUCGGACAGUGAGGUUUCUUCCGUUGCUCAGCUGCUAGGGCCGGCCGGACAGUUUGCCCUCAUCGCCGUGAAGGAGACCUCCCUGGAAAUGGGACGAAGGUUGCAGUGAGGAAGAUCACCACAUGGAUUUGUGAUAUUUAAACCCAAUGGAUUAUUCCUCAUGCACCACAAAAUCACGGAUUAUCUCUCCUCCCAGCAGCAUGGGCGCCAUUAAACCAGACGUGGGCUGCUGCAGAGAUUCCUCUUCUUACGUGGAUUCAUCUGGCAGUUUGUAAAAAUCUCAGCCCUCUCCCCUCCCUGGAUCUGCAAUCCCAAUCUUUUGUUUUCCUGCUUCGAGUGGAACUAUGUGUCUGUGUGGGAAGCUCAGAUACGUGUGAGCAUAGGUGAGAUUUUGUGCAAAGGAAGCCCAAGGAGGAGAUCCAGGGAAGCCUUUCCAGACAACCAUGGCUUCAGUGUGGAAAAGACUGCAGCGUGUGGGGAAGCACGCCUCCAAGUUCCAGUUUGUGGCUUCUUAUCAAGAACUGAUGGUCGAAUGCACGAAGAAAUGGCAACCUGACAAACUGGUGGUGGUUUGGACCCGCAGAAGUCGGCGGAAAUCAUCAAAGUCUCACAGCUGGCAGCCUGGCAUCAAAAACCCCUACAGAGGAGUUGUGGUGUGGCCCGUCCCAGAAAACAUUGAGAUCACCGUCACCCUCUUUAAGGAUCCCCAUGCAGAGGAGUUUGAGGACAAAGAAUGGACGUUUGUUAUUGAAAAUGAGUCUCCGUCUGGGCGGAGGAAGGCCUUGGCCACCAGCAGCAUAAACAUGAAGCAGUAUGCCAGUCCCAUGCCCACACAGACGGACGUCAAGCUCAAGUUUAAGCCCUUGUCGAAGAAGGUGGUGUCAGCCACGCUACAGUUCUCCCUGUCCUGCAUCUUCCUCCGCGAGGGCAAGGCCACAGACGAGGACAUGCAAAGCCUGGCCAGCCUGAUGAGCAUGAAGCAGGCUGACAUCGGGAACCUGGACGACUUUGAGGAGGAGAAUGAGGAAGACGAGGAAAACCGCGUCAACCAGGAGGAAAAGGCUGCUAAGAUCACAGAGAUAGUAAACCAGUUGAAUGCCCUGAGCUGCUUUCAUGGGGAUGAUGAUGGUGAUGAUGAUGAAGGUGUUCACAAGCAAACGUGCAAAGCAAAAGCUAAGCCUGCUGCUUCCACCCAAGAACUGAUCAACAAGCUAAACUUCUUGGAGGACGAGGAUCGCGAAAGCGCUCCUGCCAUGAGCAGCAAUCCCUUUGAUGAAACUGACGAUGACCUACAGACCAACCAUCUCAACCCGUUUGGUGAUCCUGACGAGGAAGAGCCCCCCGCUCAGCAGAGGCCUGCCGAGGAUUCUUUACAUGAACACAGCUCUGCAAAUCCCUUCAAUGAGCUGGAUGAACCCGAAACGUCUUCGGGAAACCCGUUCGAAGAGCCCGACCUGGACGCAGAGCUCCAGCCAGACCCAGAACCCCCCAAGCCCAAGCCAAGAAAGGGGGUGCGGCCUGUUGACAUGAGCAAGUACCUGUAUGCUGACACGUCCCACACCGAGGAGGACGAGCUUGACGAAUCCAAUCCAUUUUACGAGCCAAAGACAUCAGACCCAGCAGGACCUGCUGCUGCCGGCCCUUCCCAUAAUGUGGACAGCAGCCAUAAGAGAAUGGCCCCGGCGCCCCCCAGCACCACCACUGGUCCCAGCUCAAGUUCAACACCGGUUAAACCCAGCUGUGGCCCAGACAAGGAGAGAACUCAGCCGACCAGGCCGAGCCCUGUGGCAGCAGUGAUGGGGAGGGAGCUGGCCUCCUCCUCCCCCAAGCUCAGCCCCGUCCCAAGCCCGGUUCUUGGAGGGAAACCCAACGCCAGCCAGUCCCUGUUGGCCUGGUGUCGCGAGGUCACCAAGAACUACCGUGGGGUAAAGAUCACCAACUUCACCACCUCCUGGAGGAAUGGGCUGGCCUUCUGCGCCCUCCUGCACCAUUUCAGACCUGACCUGAUAGACUACAAGUCGCUCGGCCCUCAGGAUAUUAAAGAAAACAACAAAAAGGCGUAUGACGGCUUUGCGAGCCUCGGGAUCUCCCGCCUCUUGGAGCCAUCAGACAUGGUGCUGCUAGCCAUUCCAGACAAGCUGACUGUGAUGACCUACCUGUACCAGAUCCGGGCUCACUUCUCGGGCGAAGAGCUCAACGUGGUGCAGAUUGAGGCCAACAGCAGCCGCAGCACCUACAAAGUUGGUGACUUUGAAACUGACACCAAUGCCUCCGUCGGCCAGGAUAAGUUUUAUGCUGAGUUAAAUGACGUUCAGCACCGGCAGGCUGAGCCUCAGCCCACUUCUCCUAGUACAAGCACUGAGGCCAACGGGGCUGAUCUUGAGCCUCAGGAGGGUCUAAGCUUGACAACGGGGCCUUUGCAGCCCUCCCCUACUGUCCCAUUACAGAUCUCAGUACCACACACCAACGCUACAAACUCUAGUAACCUGACAGCAACUGUCUCUGAGGACCGGGGGGUGUUGCUCAAAGCCAAGACUUUAGACCUAAGCGAGAUCAGGGCGGAGAAGGAAAUGGAAAAGGAAACGCAGCAAUUAGAAGAGGCAGGACAAGACGGAGGGGAGGGAGACGUUGAACCAGCACCGUCAACCAGGAGAGGAAUUUCCUCCUCGCCUCCUCACCAGAAACUGGGCUUCUCCUACAACAGAGACGCUGACCUGAUUAAGAAGAAGAGAGCCAGCCUUCGUCACUCAGAGUCAGAACCCGCCUCCGAACCCAGAACAUCUCUGGUCAACCAUGCAGAUGGCAAACAGGAGCCGUCACCCACCUCUGCAACGAGUCCUGCAGAGAAGAGAGUGCUGUCCCGCCAGGAGGAGCUGAAGGAGAGGGCCCGCCUCCUGCUGGAGCAGGCACGCAGAGACGCCGCCAUAAAAGCUGGGAGCAAGAACGCCCCCGCCACUACCGCCAGGUCCAGCUCUGUCUCCGACUGGAUGAAGAAAACGGAUAAUGUUGAGCUCAGACUGUUGUGUUCCUGUGUGCAGGAGCGGGAUGCAGAGCGGCGGAAGCAGCUGCGAGAGCGCGCCCGGCAGCUGAUCGCCGAGGCCCGGUCCGGAGUCAAGAUAUCCGACAUGAGCUUGCUGGACACAGCGAGAGGCAGCAGGGGAGCACCUGCAGGAGAUGUUGUGGACAGUGGGAGGAGUCAAGACGAGGAUGAGGAGGGUGGGGUUUUGGAGGAGCAGGUCAUCUUUGGUGGCGAUGGUUCUGUCACCGCUGGCUCCUCUGCUCCUGCUACUGCUUUGGUUACUAACCCACCGCCACCGGAGGCCCUUCCAGCUGCCUCCAGCCCACCAGAGCUUACUAACCCCGCCCCUGAGCUGACCUCUCCGGGUGCCAACAGCAAAAAUGUGGAUUUGAAGCUGAAGAAGAUGGUGGAGGUGGGCCCCAGAGGAGUCACUUCUCCCACGUCUCCUUCCUCCACUUCCUCCUCUUCCUCGCCCUCUGCCUCCUCCUCCUCCCCCUCCCCCCUCAGCCCUACAGAAGCACUAGAGGAAAAUGCAGAGGAGCUGCGAGGAGAGCGUCUGCGCAGAGCCACAGAGAGGUUACGCAGCCCGGUCGUGUUUAACGCAGAUUCUGCAGUCAGGAAAACUCAGCUGAAGUCCUUUAGCCAGUAUGUGGAGAACAGACCGGAGGUGAAGAGGCAGAAGUCUGUUCCUGAAGACCUGAGGAGGAUGGAGGAGGACAGAGGUUCACCAGCAGAGCUGGAGGUUCACAGACAGAUUGAAGACGAGAAGGCGUUCAAAGACACCAGUCAGUACGUGGUCGGGGAGCUGUCUGCGCUGGAGAGCGAGCAGAGGCACAUCGACGCGCGAGCGGCGCGCGUGGAGAAGAGGCUGCGCUAUCUCAUGGACACAGGCAACAACAAGGAGGAGGAGGAGGCCAUGAUGCAAGAGUGGUUCAUGCUGGUCAACAAGAAGAACGCUCUGAUCCGGAGGCAGAACCAGCUGUCUCUGCUGGAGAAAGAGCACGAUCUGGAGAGACGCUUCGAACUGCUGAACAGAGAGCUGAGGGCCAUGCUGGCCAUUGAGGACUGGCAGAAAACAGAGGCCCAAAAGAGGCGGGAGCAGCUGCUGCUGGAUGAACUGGUCAUACUGGUCAACAAACGGGACGCACUGGUCAGAGACCUGGACGCUCAGGAGAAGCAGGCCGAGGAGGAGGACGAGCACCUGGAGAGGACGCUGGAGCAGAACAAAGGCAAGAUGGCCAAGAAAGAAGAGAAGUGUGUCCUUCAGUGACCGUCCGGAAAAAACCCUGUCAUCCAGAUGUUCAGUUACUGGACUCCAGAUUAAGGCAGAGACUAACUGAACUAAUCCUCUUUCAGUGUAGCGUGUUCAUGUGACGUGUGUGUGAUGCUGCUGCGGUGUGAGGUACGGCACAGCACUCCAGCUUUUGAAAGAUCUUUUCCAGCUGCUCCACUCUUAUCACUUUUUACUUGUAAAAUAACCUACCUGCAUAUAUAAUUAUGUUCAUAAAUCUUUACUAUUGCUUUUUGUAUUGUCCGGCCUGAAAGCAUUUUACCAAAACAAAGAUAGUGUUGUAUAUUUCCACCUCUCUGCUCUGGCCAAUAGCUUCCAGAAUUCCUGUUUAUGUCGCAGCCAGAAACAACAAAUGUGGAUUUUAUUUAUUGCCUUUUGCUGCUUGUAAGUCCAUCUACCUUCCCAUGUCAUGCACCCUGCUCCACUUUUGGUUUGUAUUUAUUGUAUUCAGAGGACAAACAUGCUUCCACGUGCGUCUUUUAGAGCUCCACAGCUGUCCAUCACGUGUGAACAUUUAUCUGAUUAUUUAUUCCAAUGUCAUAAUCCAAGUCUGCAAAAAUAAAGUCCUGAUCAUUUCA
Oryzias latipes (Japanese medaka) is the source of this 5152-nucleotide messenger RNA. Lineage: Eukaryota; Metazoa; Chordata; Actinopteri; Beloniformes; Adrianichthyidae. The record is from RefSeq and is a predicted model, not a curated record.